Molecule: messenger RNA, 3177 nt
Organism: Anolis sagrei ordinatus
Lineage: Eukaryota; Metazoa; Chordata; Lepidosauria; Squamata; Anolidae
Gene: LGALSL
Product: galectin like
Molecular function (GO): carbohydrate binding
Source: RefSeq, a predicted model, not a curated record
UCUUCGCCUUGCCCACCGCGCUCGGCUGGCUGGCUGCUGUGACUGGCACCCUUGCCGCUCUGCCGCUCCCCCUCCCUCCCUCCCCGUAGCGGCGCCAAGAUGGCGGGAUCGGUGGCCGAGCGGGACGCCGCGGUGUCGAAACUUGAGGACGGGCACCUCAACAACUCCCUGGGAUCCCCUGUCCAAGCAGAAGUGUACUUCCCAAGGCUGACCGUCCCCUUCUGUGGGCAUAUCAAAGGUGGCAUGCGACCGGGCAAGAAGAUCCUGGUCAUGGGCAUCGUCGAUCUCAACCCUGAGAGUUUUGACAUCAGGCUCACCUGCGGAGAUGCGGAGGACCCUGCUGACAUCGCGAUUGAGCUGAAAGCCAUCUUCUCAGACAGACAGUUCCUCAGGAAUGCCUGUGUCUCCGGCGAAUGGGGAGAAGAACAGUCAUCUCUUCCAUACUUCCCUUUUAUCCCUGACCAGCCCUUUCGGGUUGAAAUACUUUGUGAGCAUCCUCGUUUUAGAAUAUUUGUGGAUGGACACCAGCUUUUUGAUUUUUACCAUCGCGUCGAGAAGUUGUCAGCUAUUGAUACGAUAAAGAUAAAUGGAGAUCUUCAACUUACUAAACUUGGUUGAACUCACUUUUUUAUUAGAGGAAAAAAAAACAGGAAAAAGAUACAAACCAAAAUUUUAGAUUCCGGAUUGGCUCAGGUGCCACCAGCAUCUAUUUGAAGGGACUGUGACAACUCACUGGAACACCUCCCUAAUACACAGGCAUCACAGUUUCGUUCCUAUAAGCAGUAAAGAACCUCCUAACGAAGUACUGUUGAUCCUGUUGAAGAAAGAUGGAUGAUGAAUAGAUACUGAGCCAUUCUCCUUCCUUUGGAACGAAAGAAAGAAAGAAAGAGAAAAAGAAAAGCCUACCCCUGCUGGAUAAUCAAGUUCUAAUAGAUCCUGAAAGAUUUACUUCACCAGAAACUGCAUAAGCUAUUUAUCUUCCCAAUGAAAGGGCAAUAUUUGAAACCAAGUGCUAAAUCUUUUCCUAAACAACAAGGAAAGGAUUUUGCUUUGGGGGAAAAACUUGCUCCUGCACUUAAGUGGAUUAUUGUGAGUGUAACACAGAUCACAAGAGUGGGCCAAAUGUUGAAGUCAUUAUUCGGUGCCGAAUGCUGGCCUCAAGUGAACCAGAGGCAAACGUCCUGAGUUUGGAUGGUGCAUGAAUUGUGAGCCACAAGGACUUGGUCCAGUAUAUUGCUCAGCACACAUGUCCCAUUGAAUCAUGGGGACUUCGGCGUGCUUAAUGGUGUCCUGGAUGGCUGCCAGUCACUAUUGUAUUUACCUUGGAGAGUUGGUUGCCAAAGAAAGAGUAGAAACUGGGUAAUGGCUUCUGGAUUUGGCUGCAUCCUUUAGUCAGGGUAUGUGCAUAGAAUGUAGGUCAUUAAAUGUUUUGCACAAUGUAAUAUUAAUACAGUUUUUAAAAGCCUUUUCUCUAGUUUAUUUAUUAAUACUCAUUGUGUUAGUGCGUUAAGAGUAAAAAAUGAAUAAUAUUCCUGAAAUUUAAGAGCAGGCAAGCGUAAACUUUCUGAAUGUACAGGUGUUAGUUGGGCAAAUGUUGACAUAUCAUGUUGGAAGUCUGUCCUGUUUGUCUUCGGGCAGUCGGUAGUAUUUUUAAGGGGCCCUCACAGUUCACAGAAGCAUGGUCAGCUCAUGUCUUCACCAGAACCUGCUUUCUGUAUGUAGUAACUGCUACCAGUGAUAGGUCACAAUUGAUGUUUGAGGAAACACCUUCCUUGGCAAUAGACGUCUGUAGGUUUAUUGGUGCACAUAUUCUACAAUCCUGUACCUGCUUGUGUGGUGCAAUAGGCUCCAUUGAACUUGGUGGGAUGUAUAUUUGCCUAGUCCUGUAUAGGAUUGCAUUGUUAGAGUUUGGGAAUAAAAUGGGAUGUUUGUAGGCUAUAUGCCCUUUGUGGCUACCAACUUGGUUGGAGGAGAAAACAAAAUUUCUGAGCUCUUCCAGUGCCAAAUAAAUAAUACACGGAGCUUUUAGAACUGGCCCAAUAAGUACUGUAGCAAGUGCAAACACUUUCACACAAAUAAUAGAUUUUAGUGGUACGCAUAAUUGCAUAAUCACUGUAAUUGUACUACACAGUGAAUGAAUGAACACAGUGACUUUUUUUAAAGGGACUUUGUGAAUCAGCUCAAUUUGUACCCCUUGGACAACGUUUCACAGUGGGCUGUAAAGGAUUUAUUUCGGUGUUAUAGUUUGAGGAAUAAACACGUAUUUGCAUUAUUUUUCAAAACUUGUACUAUAGUGAUUUUUAAAGUUAUUUGUUACAGAGAGUUUUUGUAGCAACAUUUUUUAAAGGACAAAAUUAAUGCUUGAAUCAUAAAGGAGGUUUGUUUCAAUCAGUCAAAUUUCCUCCAGUAAGAUUAGAUGCUUCAAAAAAAUAGUCCAAUUCUUUAUGCUCAAUUAGAUGAUCUAAGUUUUGUUGAUGGAAAUUCUGUUACUUUAGUAAAUAGUGGGGUGUCACUGUUUCUUGAAUACAGGAACUCUAAACCAGGGGUCAUUGUGUGGCCCUUAGAAGAUUUUCGUACUUGACCUGGGCGCAGCCAGUAUGAUUUGCCCUACCGUACUCUGCAGUGCCAUAUUUCAAGUUUUGCUCUUUCACAUCUCACAAACUUGGCUCAUCCUCACCCUGCCAACUUCAUCUCCUAGUUGGCGAUGUCGCCCAUCCUAUCUUGUGAUGCUAAGCAUCACAAAAUAAGUGCAGGAAUGAAACCGGAUGCUGGGGAAGAUGUUCCCUGCACUUGCUGUUUAAGGGGUAUAAAGAGGGAUACCAAAAGAAUCCCUCAGCCAUAGUUUACCACAUUAGAAUGAACCCAUUGGGCAACUCAAGUUGCUAUCGUAAGCCCUCCUACUGGGAAGUAAGUCUUUCUGAAAUUGCUUGAAAUCGUAUACGAUUAUGCCAUAAACUCGGAGUUCAAGCUGAAAAAAAGUAAACUCUAGGACUUAUAUGAUGAUAAUUAGGAUCAUGCUAUAGGAUUGCCAUACCGUGCACAUAUGCUUGGGCUCAAGUCCUAUUUCACGCAGUGGUAUGUACUUCCAUGUGACCUUGGACAGGCUCAGAAUAUUACAAGCUAAGUGUUUUUGGAAGUUGACCCUAGUGAAAUAAAUUGAGUGUACCACCUAAAUAA